AUGACUGAAUGCAUUGUGGAAUCACUGUUAUCCCGCUCAUUUAGAUUGAGACCUUUUUCCGAGAAACGAGAGAUCGUCGAAGGUGGCCGUCCCACUCCUGAGUUGCAAGGACUACAUACAACAUCCAAGCGAAGUGCAACCGUGUUUUCUGGACUUUCUAAUCGUAUCCAGAACGAUUUGAUUGUUGCUGUCAAGGACGUUAUGUUGAAAGCAAUAAAAGAUGAAGUGAUGAGGAGCCCAUUUGUCGCUAUUUCCCUAGAUGAAACCUCCGACGUUAAGACCUUAUCGCAGCUAACAACUAUAGUUCGCUAUGUCCACCCAAAUGGUAAAGCUGUGGAGCACUUUCUUGGAUUUACCGAUGUAAGUAAGGAUAGAACUGCGGCUAGACUGAAACAAGAAGUCGGUAAAACCCUGAACGAGUACGGAUGCGGCGAAAAACUGAUUGCCCAAACGUAUGACGGUGCGAGUGUGAUGUCAGGAGAACUGUCUGGUUUGCAAACACGAGUAAGAGAAGACUAUCCACAUGCUCUUUUUAUCCACUGUUGCGGACACGCAUUAAAUUUGGUCAUUGUUCAAGCUGUCUCGUCAACUAAAGAGUGUCGUAUAUUUUUUAAAACCGUCACUGGUCUUUCAUCCUUUUUUAACGCCUCGUCCAAUAGAACAUACCUGUUGGACACAGUUGUCGGCAGACGCAUUCCCACUGGAACAGCUGUUCGAUGGCACUAUCAGAGCAGGUUAAUCCAUGCUGUACUGGAGACAAGAGCAAAGCUGCUCGAAGUUUUCGAAUACAUCAUCGAAAAUGAUGACGAGUUUGACGGUACGACGUUUAACGAAGCGAGGGGCUACCGACAAGUUCUUGCAGCUUUCCAGUUUGUGUUCUGCCUUAAAAUAUUUUCAGAAAUAUUUGGUCUUACGGAUGUUUUGUAUAAUAUCAUUCAGAGUAAGCAGUUCGAUAUUGUCAGGGGCGGAUCUAGACUCAAAUCGAAACCUGUUUUUGAUAUGAUAUCAAAAAUAAUCGAACUUGACUUGAAAGCCUAUUUUCCAGAGGUGUACCGAUUGUGUCAGCUCAUUCUUACUAUGCCAAGUACGUCCUCCUCUGCAGAAAGAUCAUUUUCGUCUCUCAAGCGUAUCAAAACGUAUCUUCGCAGUGCACAAGGGCAAGAGCGACUUUCUGCAUUGGCUACAAUUUUAAUCGAGAAGGAGAUGUUUGUAUGUUUGCAGGGGAAGCCACAAUUCUAUGAGGAGGGUUAUAAAGGGGUUUUGCGCAAAGGAUAG
Xenia sp. Carnegie-2017 is the source of this 1275-nucleotide messenger RNA. RefSeq lists its product as uncharacterized. Lineage: Eukaryota; Metazoa; Cnidaria; Anthozoa; Malacalcyonacea; Xeniidae. The coding region runs from base 1 to 1275 and encodes 424 amino acids. The record is from RefSeq and is a predicted model, not a curated record. The transcript is spliced from 3 exons. Gene Ontology annotation, molecular function: protein dimerization activity.